Molecule: messenger RNA, 606 nt
Organism: Bacidia gigantensis
Lineage: Eukaryota; Fungi; Ascomycota; Lecanoromycetes; Lecanorales; Ramalinaceae
Exons: 2
Coding region: 1-606 (201 amino acids)
Source: RefSeq, a predicted model, not a curated record
AUGGAUAUGCAAGGUACCCCCGUGGGAGGCCUCAGUGCUUCUAAGAAGGUCACAUCCGAUCCCGAGAGCAAACAGUACUCAAAGCAAGAAGGUGCAGGAGCAGUAACAUCAGACUCACUCGCCGUCUCACUCGCCGCAGAGUCUGCAGGUUCAGGUGGAGCUUUUGAAGAGAACCGAGAUUCAAAUCCUUCGGGGACCGGUGCAGGACUCUCUGGCUCAGAAGACCCAAGCAGCAAUUAUGUUGGUGAAGGUAACAACAGCAACGAGCGAUCCACUUCCGGUCAAAAUUACUCUUCGUCAACCACCGGCUCUGGAGGCAGUGCGAGCGGGCGUGAGGACACAGCGCCCGGUUACGUGUCAAGUGUAACGCAGCCGUUUAAUUCCAACAAAGUCAAGGGUUCGAACAUCUCUGAGGGCUCCGAGGAAGAUUUCAAAGGACCAAGUACUCAGGAUGCUGAGAUUGGGUCGGAAAAUGACCCCGGUAGGAGAGCUGAGAAUGAUUUCCAGAGGAUGACGCAGCAGAGUUCUGGGUCGACGGCCCCGAGACAAGGUGGAAAGAGCGACGAGGGACAGUAUGGCGCCUUGUCAGAUGAUCAAAAUUUGUAG